This is a messenger RNA of Limanda limanda (common dab), 1491 nucleotides long. RefSeq names its product forkhead box J1b (gene foxj1b). The record is from RefSeq and is a predicted model, not a curated record. Gene Ontology annotation, biological process: regulation of DNA-templated transcription. Bases 1 to 1491 code for a protein of 496 amino acids. Gene Ontology annotation, molecular function: DNA-binding transcription factor activity; sequence-specific DNA binding. The transcript is spliced from 2 exons. NCBI's taxonomy places the organism in Eukaryota, Metazoa, Chordata, Actinopteri, Pleuronectiformes, Pleuronectidae.
AUGCCGGUCCUGACGAGCCCCGACAUCGCCAACAAGUUUAAGGAGACCUGGCUGGGGGUCUUCCCGGAGGACCAGGGCGCCGGGACGGACUCGGCACCGCUGGACGACAGCCUCACCAGCCUCCACUGGCUCCAGAACUUCUCCAUCCUCAGCGCGGACCCGGAGCGACCCGGCGGCGCGGCGGGUCCGGGCUGUCCGGCCUCCCAGCAGCACCUGCUCCUGAAGAGGCUCGGCUUCCCCGGAGGAGGUGCCGACUCUCCGUCCAGCCCUCCGGCCGGGGACACCGCCUCCACCGGGAUGCCUCUGUACCUCGGGAGCCCGGUGACCUCCGGCAGCUGCUCCACCGCGGCGCCGCGCCUGUUCGCCAGCUGCGCGCUCUCCACCUCCUCCGGGUACCCGCAGAUCCCCGUCCAGGCCAGCCCGCCGGUGGAGGUCGACUACAAGAGCAACCCCAAAGUCAAGCCGCCCUACUCCUACGCCUCUCUCAUCUGCAUGGCCAUGCAGGCCAGCAAGCAGCCCAAAGUGACUCUGUCCACCAUCUACAACUGGAUAACGGCGAAUUUCUGCUACUACCGACACGCGGAGCCCAGCUGGCAGAACUCAAUUCGUCACAACUUGUCCCUCAACAAGUGUUUCAAGAAGGUCCCCAGGCAGAAGGACGAGCCGGGGAAAGGAGGCUUCUGGCAGAUCGAUCCCCAGUAUGCCGACAUGUUUGUCAACGGCAUCUUUAAACGCAGGAGGAUGUCGGCCAACCAGUACAACGGCAUCAGCAGCAGCAGCAGCAGCGGUGGCAGCACGCAAAGACAGAGCAAACUGGAACAGGGUUAUCACAGCACCCAAAAUGGCUGCCCUUACCAAGUUGUGGGCGGCAAACGGAAGAACCUGUCCUCGAAGAUCAGCAACCACGUGAUGAGGGUGACCGAGUCUCCUCUGCUGGCCACCGAGGCCCACAGAGCAGACAUCCUGAGGGGGGACUUUGACCUGGCGUCCGUGUUUGACGACGUCCUGAGCGGAGACUGUAGCAACUUCGAGGAUUUGGACCUCAACUCGGCGCUGAGCUCCCUGGGGUGCGAGAUGGAGGUGUCCAUGCAGGGGAGGCAGCAUUCGGCGGUGAGGUGGUGCGGAGGAGGCGACCUCUUGGGUCAGAGCCAGCAUCUGAGCCACCACCAGUCCUACGGCUACAUGGACCUGAGCGGCGCCUCCAUGGAGUGCGCCGCCAACCUGGGGGAGCUCCACACGCCGCUGUCGCAGCACGCGCAGCGGCAGCAGCUCGACCAGGACCAGCUGCUCCAGAGCCAACACCACCUGCAGCAGUUCGACGAGCCCGCCACGCUGUUCCCGGAGCCGCCAGAGGAGGCGAUGCUGCAGCCCUGGGACGAAAUCAAAGAGGAGGCGCAGGCCAUCCCUCUCUCUCUGGAUCAGGGCUUCGGCCUGUGCGAUGGCUUCUUCACGGAGAUGCAGCCAUGGGAGCGAGUGGAAGCCUAUCUGUGA